Messenger RNA from Monascus purpureus, 1713 nucleotides. Lineage: Eukaryota; Fungi; Ascomycota; Eurotiomycetes; Eurotiales; Aspergillaceae. The record is from the annotation of a GenBank genome assembly.
AUGUUUGUCCUUCCUCCACCGCCGCCGCGCUACUCGGUCCCUAUUGCCUAUGCUGCGGGAGCCUCAAAUGGCAUGGCAGUGCCUGUUGUUGAGACUACCAACAUCAUCAGUCAUCCAGAGGGGGGUUGUCCAUUACAGGUCGGAGAAGGAACGUAUAAUCUUGAAGACGAUUUACUUCUAGCCACCCCUCCUCCACACCCAUCCGAAGCCCCUAUUGUGAACCCAAACCCUCUCGCGACCGGCCCAACCCCCCCAACUUCUGGUGUGAAACUGUCGCUUGUCAGUGUCAAUAACAGAAACAAGGCUCCUACUUCCGCCGCAUCACGACACGGCGCAGCGAUACCUGUAUUUGGAGAAUGGAACCCGGCCGUAGCGGGACUGCCAGCGAAGGAUGGCUUGAAGAGGCGAAAGCCGAAAAACAACAUCAUCAAGAGCAGCUCAUCAUUCGUUUCGCGCGUUAUUACCCAUGAUUCAUGUGCAAAGCGACUUAGCGAACGGAAUGCCGAUGGUCUCUUUUGCUUUGGCAACAUUAACCGCGCAUUUCAGUGGCUGGAUCUUAGCUCGAAGCAAAAGGAGGAGCCACUUGCAAAGAUUCUCUUUACUAAGGCUCACAUUUUGUGUCACGAUGUCAAUGAGUUGACCAAAUCGCCGUCGCACAUCGAUGUGAUAAUGGGCUCAUCCGCUGGCGAUAUAAUAUGGUACGAGCCGAUUACACAAAAGUACGCUAGGAUCAACAAGAAUGGUAACGUCUGCAACUCGCCAGUGUCCCAUAUCAAAUGGAUUCCUGGGUCAGAGAACUUAUUCAUGGCGGCUCAUGCAAACGGCCAGCUUGUUGUCUAUGAUAAGGAGAAGGAGGAUGCUCCAUUUCAGCCAGAAACACACUAUUAUUGGGAUGAGAAGACUCCUCAUCCACGACCCUUGCAGGUACUGAAGUCAGUAAACUCAAGAAGCCAGAAAACAAACCCUGUUUCUGUCUGGAAAUUGGCGAACCAGAAGAUCUCGCAGUUUGCUUUCUCGCCGGACCAGAGACAUCUAGCCGUUGUACUGGAAGAUGGUACUCUACGAGUUUUAGAUUACCUUAAGGAAGAAUUACUGGACGUCUUCCGGAGCUACUAUGGCGGGUUGAUAUGCGUAUGCUGGUCUCCGGACGGGAAAUACAUUGUCACCGGUGGUCAGGAUGAUCUCGUAACGAUAUGGUCUCUACCGGAACGUCGGAUCGUUGCACGGUGCCAAGGCCACAAUUCAUGGGUUUCCGCAGUGGCUUUUGACCCGUGGCGCUGCGAUGAGAAGACAUAUCGAUUUGGCAGUGUUGGUGAUGACUGCAGGCUGCUUCUAUGGGAUUUUAGCGUUGGCAUGCUACAUCGACCGAAAGCCCACCAUCAACAUCAUGCAAAUCGACAUCGAGAGGAUAGCCUUGGCAACCGAAUAAUGCCCGAUUCAGAUUGCACUCGCAAGUUGGAUCAUAAUUCUGACCAGACUGCACGGCAUCCAAUUGAACCUAGAUCACGCACAGCGUUGCUACCACCCAUCAUGUCCGAGGUUGUCGGCGAAGAUCCGAUCUGCUGGGUAGGAUUCCAGGAAGACUGCGUCCUAACUUCUUCACUCGAGGGCCAUAUCCGCACCUGGAACCGUCCCCGAGAAGGCGUUAGCGACAAACACGAUAUUUACUCAUCGUCGGGCAAUACUGACUCCGGACUAGGGUCAGUGUUAUGA